AUGAAGGUCACUCAGCUUGUGGUUGCCGCCUACCUGGCGUCUGGACUUGCUGCCGCUGAUACUAUCAAUCCUGCUCCAGACCCAAAACAUGAUGGUGACAAGACUGCUGCGACUUGGAAACCUGAGAACAAGCAGCCUGUCCCAACCUGGAACCUAGAGAGCCAGAAGCCUGCUACAACCACCUUGAAGCAUGAGACCAGCAAGCCUCCUCCGACUUCCAAGCAUGAGCCUACCGAGCCUGCUAUAAGCUCUAGGCAUGAAAGCAGCAAGAAGCCUCCGCCAAGCACCAAGCAUGAGACUACCAAGCCUGUUACAAGCACUAAGCAUGAGAGCAGCAAGAAACCUGUCUCAACCACCAAGCGUGAGAGCAGCAGGCGUCCAAGUUCCAAGCAUGAGAGUAGCAAGCGUCCCCUGACCAGCAAGCCUACAGCAAGGUCUACGAGUGAGAGAAGCAAGUCCCGCACUCGCUCCGAAAGCGUUAAAUCGAGGAGCACCAGAACACAGGCUACAACGGAGAGUAAAACUAGAGCAACAUCGCCUGGAACGACCAAGACUCCAGGACCACCUCCACCUCCGGGCCCCCCACCGCCUCAGCCACCUAUUGUACCGCAGCCGGUACCACAGCCGCCUGAGGGUGGUCCACCACCGGCAGUUCCUCCCGAGAUGGGAGGUACUCCGCCCGAGAGUCUGCCUGGCCCGGUCGGCGGUGGUGGUCCCGGAGGUGCUCCCGGUGCUCCUGGUGCUCCUGGCGGCGGUGGUCCUGAAGGUGGUCCUGGUGCCCCUGGUGCCCCCGGCGGCGGUGGUCCCGGAGGUGGCGGUCCUGGUGCUCCGGGCGCUCCCGGUGCUCCUGGAGGUGGUGCUCCCGGAGGCGGCCCUGGUGCUCCGGGCGCUCCUGGUGGUGGUGGUCCUGGAGGCGGUCCUGGUGCUCCGGGCGCUCCCGGUGCUCCUGGAGGUGGUGCUCCCGGAGGCGGCCCUGGUGCUCCGGGCGCUCCUGGUGGUGGUGGUCCUGGAGGCGGUCCUGGUGCUCCGGGCGCUCCCGGUGCUCCUGGAGGUGGUGCUCCCGGAGGCGGCCCUGGUGCUCCGGGCGCUCCUGGUGGUGGUGGUCCUGGAGGCGGUCCUGGUGCUCCGGGCGCUCCCGGUGCUCCUGGAGGUGGUGCUCCCGGAGGCGGCCCUGGUGCUCCGGGCGCUCCUGGUGGUGGUGGUCCCGGAGGUGCUCCAGGUGCUCCCGGUGCGCCCGGAGGCGGCGGUGGUUUGCCACAGCCAGCCAGCGGCCAGCCGGGAGGAGGCACCGGACAACCUGAGCCUGUUAACCAACCUGGAGAAGCCGGCCCUGCCAAUGUUGAGCAACCUGGGCAAGCUGGCGCCGCUCCUGCCACUGCUGAGCAACCUGGUGAAGCCGGCGCCGCUCCUGCCGGUGCUCAGCCACCCGGGGAAGCCGGCCCAGCCAACGCUGAGCAACCUGGUCAACCUGGUCAACCUGGUCAACCGGGCCAACCGGGCCAACCUGGCGGGCAAGGUGGCGGCGCUGCCCAGCAGUCUCCUGGGGGUCAGCAACCCACAAGCCCGCCAAGUCCAGGUCCUGCCGAUAAGACAAAGGCUGGAUUGGGGGCUGUCCUCGGCGCCUUUCUUGCCAUUCUCCUCCUCUAA
Messenger RNA from Metarhizium robertsii ARSEF 23, 1647 nucleotides. RefSeq lists its product as uncharacterized. The record is from RefSeq and is a predicted model, not a curated record. The transcript is spliced from 3 exons. NCBI's taxonomy places the organism in Eukaryota, Fungi, Ascomycota, Sordariomycetes, Hypocreales, Clavicipitaceae. The coding region runs from base 1 to 1647 and encodes 548 amino acids.